Cucurbita pepo subsp. pepo (vegetable marrow) is the source of this 306-nucleotide messenger RNA. Lineage: Eukaryota; Viridiplantae; Streptophyta; Magnoliopsida; Cucurbitales; Cucurbitaceae. The record is from RefSeq and is a predicted model, not a curated record.
GAGGAAGAGGAAGAGGAAGAGGAAGAGUUAGAUGAGGAAGGAGAGAAGGUUUUGGCAUUUAGGAAGGGGAGAUUUGUUGAUACUGAUGAAGUGGAAACCUAUUAUGAUGGUGCUUAUGAAGCUGGCGAAGAAGAUGUGAAGGAGAAGGGGCUGCCAGCAGUAAUGCGGUGCUUUGAUCGAGCGAAAAUCUAUGUGAAAGCUGGAGAUGGUGGCAAUGGCGUUGUGGCAUUUCGGCGCGAGAAGUAUGUGCCGCUGGGUGGCCCUUCAGGAGGAGAUGGAGGGAGAGGUGGGAAUGUGUAUGUUGAA